AUGCCAUUUGCCUGUCUAUGCCAGCAAGUGAUGCGCAAAGAGGACUACUGCCAGUUGCGUACUGCUCACGUCAUCGUGCAAGCUGCAACCGCAGCCCUCAUGGAAAGGCGUUACAUCCUCUUGUGCCCGCCACUGGAGCUGUUGCAAACGGUCCAUGCCACCGUCCGUUUGCUGCUGCUGCCCACUGCAGAUAGUAGAUUCUGGACUGACAUCUUUUCGCCUUGCCUCGCGUGGGCACUGACAGCAUUUCGCGGGCGAGACCUGGUCACUACCUUGGCCGCCUGUGUGGCCUUUCAGCGUUUUCAUGCGGCCCAGCACAUUGCUGCUGCUCUAUGUGCUGAACCAGCUACUGCGAAGAGAGACAUUUGCGUGUGGGCUGGGAGCCUGGCGGUUCUGGCAGGUUUUCGUCAUCUCAGAGGUCAACUACUUGAAGCCAGCGCGGCUUCUUUUGCCGAGGCUUGCACGGCGUAUGCGGGUUGUUUGGAAGAGUCCGAGGCGCGUCAGUUGCUUACCUUUGCCUUGGCAGCAGGCCUGCAAGGAGUAUAUGUCACGUACCCAAGAUUGGAUGAGCUGACGGACGCGAUCCAGGUGGAGCAUCCCAAAUCAGCCAGACAGACCAAAUCCAGGAUGCACGAGGAGGUCUUGCAGAGCCUUCUGAUCGUCGUGAGUGGCCCAGCGUCGCCACUCGUAUGCCGACCUUCAUUGUCAGCAGAGGAACCAUGCGUGAUCUACUCGAUAGAUAUUGCAGUGCGCCGCCCGCCGUCGCGCGCUGUAAAAGAUGCGGCGAGCCUUUUUAUCAUUACCAGGCCAUGGGCCCUGUAG
This is a messenger RNA of Symbiodinium sp. CCMP2456, 822 nucleotides long. NCBI's taxonomy places the organism in Eukaryota, Dinophyceae, Suessiales, Symbiodiniaceae. The record is from the annotation of a GenBank genome assembly.